GAAAGAUGACGAGGCUCACGUCGGGCUCCCCCCGCCGCCGGGCCUCCCGCACCGCUUCGGGCAGCGGGACCUGCUCUGGCCCGUCGACGCGCAGCCAAGCCAGGAACUCGAAAUCGUGCAGCAGCUGGCUGUCCUUCAGCUCUUUGCAGACCUCCGCGCCCGCGAAGCUAUCCAAGACAGCGGGCAGCUGCCGGAAGUCCCCGAGCAGCAGAAAGCGAAUCUUUUUGUUCAUACUCAGACAAGCUUUAUCAGCCCACAAGGGAGUAUCUUUCUGUGUGAGUUCUUCUAUGACCCCGAGCUGGUCCAGGACGAGGGCAACUACGUCGUCACCACGGAUCUGGUGGGGAACGAGUUCCGGGGCUCGAGGCGGUGCUGCCCGGAGGCGAGGUGCACCGCGAGAAGGUGGCCCGGGAGGGCGGCGUGUUGGGGCGACCAUGUGGACGAAGCGGCGGAGGCGUACAACGCCCGGCCGCACCAGGCCGUGACGGUGGCACCCGAGGAUGUGGAGACGAUGCCGGCCGCGAGUUUCCGGGUCUACCAGGAAAACGCGGCCAAGUUCAAGCACAACGAUGAGCUGACGAGGAGCCGUCAGCGGCGGCUGGAGGAGGUGGGGGCGUUCCGGGCCCCCACCAAUGCGGGCGAGGAGCUUCCAGCCCCAGUACGGGGCGGUGCGCGAGGUUUCGAGCUACGACUCGAUGAUGGUGCGGGCCACCGAUGGUUCGGAGACCCUACUGACGCAUGCGCUGCCGGUGCCCCGCGGAUCCGCGGAGCCUAA
Molecule: messenger RNA, 775 nt
Organism: Symbiodinium pilosum
Lineage: Eukaryota; Dinophyceae; Suessiales; Symbiodiniaceae
Source: the annotation of a GenBank genome assembly